This is a messenger RNA of Boeremia exigua, 1541 nucleotides long. RefSeq lists its product as uncharacterized. NCBI's taxonomy places the organism in Eukaryota, Fungi, Ascomycota, Dothideomycetes, Pleosporales, Didymellaceae. Bases 448 to 1329 code for a protein of 293 amino acids. The record is from RefSeq and is a predicted model, not a curated record. The transcript is spliced from 2 exons.
UGACAGCAAGCGAGUCAUUGCUCCCGUUGCCGGCCUAGCGCACUCGCGUCAGCACGUGUGUGUAUCCGCUCGUUCAUCCGGUGCACAACUCUCCAAACAAUCCGUUCGGUAAUGUUGCCGACGCUUAGCUCGUCGUAAUGCGCGGCCACCGGCAGCCAUGUGUUUCAGAAAAGAUAGCCCAUCACGGAAGCAAACGCAAACGUCGCAUCACACGAUGUUCAUCUCGGCUUGAGCCCUGGAAUCCACUCCACUUACGCCCCUGGCAACAUACAGGCCCUCCCUGCAGCUGCGCCCCGGCCAAUCCUGGCUGUCUGUCUAAGACAGCCUUUCGCUGUGCGUGUAAUCAUAGCAUUCUUUCUUCACAACACGCCGGCCCUUCUCCAAACAACAAUCCCUUUGUCUUACUUCGCACCGACAUUGCUUGAGAAAGCCAAGCACAUAAUCACAAUGAUGGUUCACGCAUCUCUGCCAGACCCCUCUCCUCAUAUGCUGCGCAUGCAGUUCAGUCCACAGCGAAAACGUCCCAUCCACGGCCGCACCGAAUCUGAAAUCAUCCCACGGCCCCUCAGCAUCAUGCCCAUGUCGCCCAGCAAGCGAUCUUCAGUCUACGUCUCUGAAGCUUCCACGCUCCUCUCACACCGUAACUCUGUUGUCUCGCCCGUUGGACGAUCACCUUACGACUCUUUGUUUUCGCCCACCAGCGACCCUUCGAGACUGCUGUCGCCGGAGCCCACGGAAUUUGUCGAUCAUUAUGCCAUUCUCGAAGUAGGCCCCGCGGCCUCCAUCGAUGAGAUCAAAGCCGCAUUCCGCCGUCUACGAGUCGCGUACUUCCAGAGCGACGCGAAGAAGUACCGCGCAUUGACAACUGCCAUGGAAAUUAUGGCAGACGAGGAGGCGCGCGCGGAAUACGACGAGGUCUACAGAGCCCAAAUUGGCGGCACAUCGUCACCCAUCACACCAUACUCAAGCCUCCCAGCUGGACUGGAAUCACCAAAACACGGGCGGAAGGAUAGCGGGCACAGUGCUGGCAGCUUAGAGGACGACCUAAACAUGAUCAUGGUUCCAGAAGAGGUCCCAGAGGAAGAGGAAGAGGAAUACGAAGAACCACAACAAUCUAACGACGACAUACGAGAUGAUGACCCCAACUGGGCGCUCAAGCGCCACCACCGCGUAUUUGCGAAUUACACACCCUACUACGGCACCGAGCCUUACGAUUCCUUUGUUCCUGUCCCAACCGCGUACGAGACAUACUCGAGGCACCCGCGACUGCGGUGUAGAAGACCCAGCUAUCUUGGAGAUGGGCUGGCAAGGCAUGCCAUGCCUUACUGAAUUUGAUUUCGUUGUUGGUGUUGUGCAGGUAGAGUUGAUUGGCGUCAGGGGUUACCCAUGUCUGUUGCAUAGUUACUAGUUCACUUGACAACACCAAAACUUUCAGGCACCAGUGUGGUAGCAAUUAACGAAUGGUUGGGAUUGAUCUGCGAACUGCAGCGUGCAGAGUCUUGUGCAGCACGCGGCCAAAGAGCGGUGAGAUGACUGGAUUG